AUAUUCGAAAUGAUUUAUGUGUAAUUUAUUUAAAUAACUUUAAUGCUGAUAUGUAUCAAAGAGAAAAAGGAUAUUUAAAGAGGGGACAUCGCCAAUUCCGAUCAUCUGCUGACAAAGGCACUUGUGAAAAGAUCCUAAUAAGCUUAACCAAGAUGUCUUGUAAGUUGAUGCUUGCUCUGUGUGUAGUGGCUGCUAUCAUUGCUGUAAAUGAUGCAAAUAGAAGUUGUUCCCAGAGUGAAGUGGUUGAUAAUGCUCAGUGUGCCAGUGCUAGCAAUGCUGCAGAAUGUAAUAAAGCAGGUUUUGCAUGCUGCAAAAUAGUAUUUAAUGAUGGAAAAGUGAAUUAUGGUUGCGGGUCAGCAGCUUUUUGUACAGGCCUUGAUGUGAUGUCCAAUGAAAUCUUUAACUUAAAUGGAGGGGAGUGUAACAAUGCUUAUGGAGGGGAGUGUAACAAUGCUUAUGGGGGGGGGAGUGUAACAAUGCUUAUGGAGGGGAGUGUAAAUAAGGCCUUUAUGAACUCUCAAAGAGAAAAGGGUUAUUUAAAGACGGGACAUCGCAAAUUCCAAUCAUCUGCUGACAAAGCCACUUGUGAAAAGAUCCUAAUAAGCUUAACCAAGAUGUCUUGUAAGUUGAUGCUUGCUCUGUGUGUAGUGGCUGCUAUCAUUGCUGUAAAUGAUGCAAAUAGAAGUUGUUCCCAGAGUGAAGUGGUUGAUAAUGCUCAGUGUGCCAGUGCUAGCAAUGCUGCAGAAUGUAACAAAGCAGGUUUUGGAUGCUGCAAAAUAGUAUUUAAUGAUGGAAAAGUGAAUUAUGGUUGCGGGUCAGCAGCUUUUUGUGUAAGGGUGUGCUCGUAA
This is a messenger RNA of Owenia fusiformis, 848 nucleotides long. NCBI's taxonomy places the organism in Eukaryota, Metazoa, Annelida, Polychaeta, Sabellida, Oweniidae. The record is from the annotation of a GenBank genome assembly.